Molecule: messenger RNA, 2440 nt
Organism: Daktulosphaira vitifoliae (grape phylloxera)
Lineage: Eukaryota; Metazoa; Arthropoda; Insecta; Hemiptera; Phylloxeridae
Product: myotubularin-related protein 10-B
Exons: 12
Coding region: 313-2241 (642 amino acids)
Source: RefSeq, a predicted model, not a curated record
GAUAAUAUGAAACUAUGAUAUCUUGAACUUAAAGUUAUUCAAUUAUGAAAUGAAAUUAUUACACAUCGUCUUAUGACAAAAAAUUUUAUUGAAAUGCUAAUUAUUCUUACGGUUGUUGAUAAAAGCUCGUAUUGAGUUGAAUUAUAGCAUAUUUUAUUGAGAUGUAACAUUAACCUAGUGUGCAAUUAUUUCUUAGUUUUAAUAUUGUUAUCGAAUUACUCUUAAAAUGUUCUAUAAAUUGAAGAAUUUUUUUAUUUAUAGUGUUUUUAUUUUUCAAUAACUUUUAUUAAAAUAUGUCUAAUUAAUACUGUGAUGUUUGAGGUGACCUUAAGAAUGAAUGAAAAAAGACUAACAAAUAGCUUUAUAAGCUAUAUUGGUUUAGAUGACGAUGAAAAGAGUUCUAGUUGUGAAACAUCAUUUAUAGAAUAUGAACUUUCCCCAAAACUCCAUCCAGGUGAAAUGAUAAUUGCUGAAGCACAAAAUGUAUUAUUAUUUACACCAGUAAAUGAAAAUAAAAGUGGACAAUCGGGUGUUUUAUUUGUCACUAACUUUAGGCUAUCGUUUGUGACAUCACAAGAAAAACAACUAGAGGACAUAAAGUAUCAAGAAAAUGUAUUAUUGGGGCACUAUGAUGUUUGUUUAUCCAACAUAGAUAUUAUUUACAUGUUGACAGGUGAUAAAAGAAAAAGACUGAUGCCUGGACAUCGUUUUAAUGAUAAAGUAAAAGGGUUACAUAUACUGUGCAAGAACAUGAGAACAUUAUCAUAUAGCUUUAAAUUUUCACCUCUUGGCCAUGGAAAAACAUUAGCAAAUGCAUUGUUACACCAUGCAUUUCCCAGAAGACAUCAGCUAUUAUUUGCUUAUGACUACAGAGAACCAUGUAUACAAAGUAAAUAUACAACACCUUCAUUUAGAAAUAGAAGUGACUGGGAAAAAGAACUAUUACGUACAAAAUGUGUUGGUUGGACAAUUAAUGCUUCUAAUAACACCUUUCAACUAUCACAAAAUUUGCCACAAUUUUUUGUUGUUGGUUCAACCAUUCUAGAUAAUCAAUUACGUAAAGCUGUACGUUAUUUUCGUGAUGGGAGACCACCUACAUGGUGUUGGAGUUCAAUGAAUGGAGCUGCAUUAUGUAGAAUGGCUGACGUUGUAGAUCCAUCAAACAGAACACAAGAAAAUGCUAUGUUAGAAAUGGUUAGAAAAUCACAUCCUAAUCAUAUGAGACCUAUUGUAAUAGACUUAACAAAAGAUUUACCUUCUCCAAAAGAUAUUGAUCAAAGUUUUAAUAAAUUACGUGAACUCUGUGCUCCUGAAAGUAACCGACAAUUCUGGGUUCAAGACAAUCAUUUUUAUUCUCAUUUAGAGAGCUGUAAAUGGCUUCAAUAUGUUUCAAAUUGUCUUACUUUGGCUUGGGAAAUAGCUAGCACACUAAAUAGUAAAACGUCUGUUGUUGUUCAAGAAUGUGAAGGACGCGAUCUUUGUUGCAUUAUUUCUAGUCUUACACAGUUGUUGAUUGACUCUCAUUAUCGAUCAAUUGUGGGUUUACAAACAUUAAUACAAAAAGAAUGGGUUGUAAUGGGCCACCAGUUUUGUACAAGACUUGGUCAUAUAAAUAAUUCAAAUUCAAUCAAGUCACCGUUACUUCUCUUAUUUUUGGAUUGUGUGUGGCAGUUAAUACAACAAUUUCCUACUAAAUUUGAAUUCACCGAAACUUACUUGACCACAUUAUGGGAUGCAUCACAUAUUUCUAUUUUUGAUACAUUUCUAUUUGACAACGAGCGUGAUCGGUAUUAUGCGAAGACUGAUGUAGCAAGUCCUUUAAUGUUACGUUCAAUUUGGGACUGGGAAGAACAAUUUAUUGAUCAAGAUUUGAUACAGUUUCACAAUCCUUUUUAUGAUUCAUCAUUUAGUGGAUUACUUAAAGUGUCCUGCGAGAUAUCUUGUCUUAAUGUUUGGACACAGUGUUACUAUAGGUUUCUACCAACUUUAGAAAUAUCAAAAGGAGGCAAACCAUUGGAAAAUAUAAUGAUUAGAACAUUAAUGUCAGUUCAAAACAAAAACUCUGGAGAUCUACUAGACCUGUAUACUCAACCAAACAUUGGGUCUUUUUUUCCGUUUACUCAUUGGCGAUCAAACACCACAGUUCCUCCAUCAACAUUAACAAUUAGUUCGUUAUCAUUAAAUACUAGUGACUUUCAAAUAGAAACAUCAUUAGUAGAAAUACCAGAACACAAUAUUUAAACAUUAAAAUCAUAUUUCUAAUUUAAGUACAUUACUGUUUACCAAAUAAUAAUUUAUUGACUUAACAAUAGUUAGCUAGUAAAACUACCUAAGUUAUAAAAAUAAUUUUAUAUUUUUAAUCUAUUUACUUCAAAAUAUUAUUAUAAUUUAAAAAAAUUGUUGAAUUUAAGUCCUCACAAAUGAUUAAACAAAUUUUAAU